This is a messenger RNA of Chelonus insularis, 1830 nucleotides long. It is a transcript of the gene Galk, whose product is annotated as N-acetylgalactosamine kinase. Gene Ontology annotation, biological process: galactose metabolic process; carbohydrate phosphorylation. Gene Ontology annotation, molecular function: galactokinase activity; ATP binding. NCBI's taxonomy places the organism in Eukaryota, Metazoa, Arthropoda, Insecta, Hymenoptera, Braconidae. The coding region runs from base 282 to 1583 and encodes 433 amino acids. Gene Ontology annotation, cellular component: cytosol; cytoplasm. The transcript is spliced from 8 exons. The record is from RefSeq and is a predicted model, not a curated record.
CUUUGCGCAGUCGUAUUUUUACGGAGCAGCCAAUAUUAUUCGUGUUGUGCCGGAAAGCGUACGAUAAGAUAUCGGUGGAUUCAGUGAAGGAUAUGUUUAUAUAGUUAUUAUAAAAAAGCAAUUAGUGAUAAUGUUUUAUUAUUGUAAUUAUUCCUUGAGUUGACUUCGAUUACGAAUGUAUUAAUCAGUAUUGUGAUUUGUUUUUAUAUUAGCGCGUACGUUUUUCGAAGUCAUAUCACUUUAUUGGUGACAAAAAAAAAAUUAUCAAAAAAUUAUACGAAAUGGAUACGGUACCAGUUUUGCAAGUAGAUGAAUUGUUAAAGAAAAGAUUUGAAAAAUUAAUUAAUCAUUUUGAAUCACGGUUUCAUUAUAAACCUGAUUUUUUUACCAGAGUACCAGGACGGGUGAAUCUAAUCGGUGACCAUGUCGACUAUUCUGGAUAUUCUGUUUGCCCUAUGGCUAUCGAGCAUGAUGUGCUUUUAGCUGUUGGUAAACCUCAUAGCUCAUCUUCAGGAUUACAUCUUACGAAUGUAGAAAGUCAUAAGUAUCCUGACUACAUCUGCGACAAUUUUUUAAGCUGCAGGGAAGAGUUAAUCAACAAUAAACAGCCACAUUGGUAUAAAUAUUUUAUUUGUGGAGUUGUAGGUGCUAUGGAAGAGAUUCCAAAAAAAAAAUUCAAAACUCGUUUGGAUGUAGCCGUCUGGGGUAAUAUUCCACCAGCAGCUGGCCUAUCAAGUUCUAGUGCACUGGUAUCGUCAGCAGUUCUGGCAGUUUCCUACGCUUUUGAGUAUCCGAUGUCGAAAAAUGAUCUUGCGUUGCUUAGCUCACAAGCAGAGAGACAUAUUGGUACUCAAGGAGGCGCAAUGGAUCAAGCGAUAGCUUUUCUUGCUAAAGCAGGUGCUGCGAAGUUGAUAGAAUUUAAUCCAUUAAGAACAAUUGAUGUUAAGCUACCUGAUGAAGCUGUAUUUGUUAUUGCAAAUAGCAUGGUAGAAUUCAACAAAGCUGCUACCACUGAAUUCAAUACUCGAGUUCAUGAAUGUAAAUCUGCGGCGAAUUUGAUUGCUAAACAGAAAUUAGAUCAUUGGGAAGAUGUCAAGACUAUUGGAGAACUUCAAAAGUGCCUUGGGACCAAUUUUGACGAAACGUUAAAAAUUGCCGAGCAAAUUUUAUCAGUUGAACAUCCUGUUUUUAUGAAACGAUGUCAACAUGUUUUGCAAGAGGCCGCAAGAGUUUUGGAGUUUCAACGGGUGUGUCAGAGUUCAAACGUUAAUCAAUUAAAUCAUUUGGGUGAAUUAAUGAAUCUGAGCCAUGAAAGUUUACGUUAUCUUUACGAGUGUAGUCAUGAGUCAGUAGAUUUACUUGUUGAAAUGGCUUUAAAGUUAGGAGCAUUGGGAGCACGACUCACAGGAGCUGGGUGGGGUGGUUGUGUCGUGAUUUUAACAACCAAAGAUAAAGUUGAUCAAUUGAUCAACGAUCUUAAACAAAUAAUAAGGAAUUUGCAUGGAUUAUCUGAGGAAGAUCAACUAGACAAGAUAAUAUUUACAACAGAACCUCAUCAAGGUGCAGCUAUAUAUGAAUCUUAGAUUUAAUGUUGGAAGGAAAAAAGUAAAAGAAAAUUUGUAUUAGAUAUCGAUUUUUAUGAGCUUUUAUGAAUAGUAUUAACAUUAUAUAUCUUUUGUUAAAAAAAAGAAAUUCAGUAUGUAAACAAAAUUAUUUUUAUAUAAUUAUAUUUCAUUAAUUAUAACGUUUAAAAUAUAAGUAAUAACGAAAGGAUAUGAUUUUGAAAGGAUCUAAUUGAGGAUAAAAUAAUAAUAGCACAGUAUCGUCAUU